Messenger RNA from Vitrella brassicaformis, 2739 nucleotides. The record is from the annotation of a GenBank genome assembly. NCBI's taxonomy places the organism in Eukaryota, Vitrellaceae.
UUACAGACACGAGUCUCGUUAAACACACUAACCAACCAACGCUCUCAUCAUCGCAUUAUCGCAGCAAUCGGACUUGUCCCCCGCCCCGCCCGAUGAAGGCCAUGAUGAUCGCAUUCUGCUCCUGCCUCCUCCUGUCCUCUCCCAUCGCCGCAUGCCAGGCGGCACCCUCCCCCCGCCGGCGUGUCCAGGUGGAGCCAGUGCCGCUGGAUAGCGCCGUCACAACCACCACCUCCAAGGCGGCGAAAGCGGUACGUCCGUGCAAAUGACACGCCUGUUUGGAGAGAUCUGGCAUGAUGUGCACUGCCUGCAUCGCUGUAUGUCAUUUCUGUGUCAGGUGCAAGCCCUUCAGGACUUCUACAUCACCCCCCUGCUGGUGGCCUGCCGCACCGGUGACAUAGAAGCUGCCCGCGACGCGUGGGUGCCGGCCAAGGGCACAUGGGCUACUGUCGAGGCGCUCAGCUAUGCCUUCCCCGAGACGGCCGCCGACAUUAAUGCUCGAGCUUACGAGGUGGACGGAGGGCACACCAACCCCGAGUUCACCGGCUUCCAGCGAGUCGAGAUGGAGGUAGGCGACAGACAGUCAGGCAGGAAGCUGUUGGAGCGACGGAAGGAAGCCUGUUCCAUUCAUUGCAUUCAUUGAUGCAGCUGUGGGGAGCCAACACGACGGCCUCGUGUGCUGCGGUGACAGCUGUGAUGGAUGAAGCGGCCACAUCAGUACUGGGCCUCCUGAACAAUGGGACCAGCACCCCCUUCACAGCCGACGGGCAUCUCCGGAGCCUGGUGGCGCUCACGGAGGACAUGCUCACCACCAAAUUCAGCCAGAUGGAGGCGCCAUUCUCCCUCGUGCACAGAUAGUAAUCGGUGUGUCGUUGCUGAUUGUUUGGCUGCUUUGGUUUCUCAGGUCUGACCCUGUUCAUCCUUCACCAGAAUCUGCGUGGCAUUGAAAUGCUCUUUUCGCCCUUCGAGGCUGCCAUUGAGGCAGUCGACCCUGCCGCUGCGAAAGGCGUCAUCGAUGGUGUGCACGACUCCAUCACUGCUGCGAUCGACGCCAUCUCGGCCGGCGUGCGCCUGUCCAGCCAAAAUACCCAAUCUGCGUGGGGCAGCUGGGAGUCUGUGCCCAUGUAUCAGGUGCGCACACACCCCACACAGCAGCAGGGAGGAGACGUGGCCAGCCGUGUUUAUGUUCUGUGCGUGCACUUAUCGUCCGCGUAUGCUGUGUGAAUGUGUAUGCAGAAGAAUGUGAUCUAUCGCAAGAUGGAGGCCGUGCGCGAUGCACUCAAGGCAGCCGCUGAUGUGCUGGACAUCGAUGUCACGCCCGAAGCCGAAGGCGAGCGACGCCAGCUCACGAGAUGGGGCACACAGCGACGAUCGCUGCAGAAGACCAGCGAAUAUGCUGCGCAGACCUCAGAAGGUGAGAAGAGGGAGCCACGUGGAUUCCCUGAUCUUUCACGCUCACAUUGAUCCAUCCAUCCAUCACGUGUUUAUGUCUGUAGGAGUCGCUUACUUCCUUGAGCAGGCCCAAACGAUGUUGACCCACGUCGAAGCGCUGGCUGAAUUGGCUGCGAAUGCCACUGAGGCGGACUCUAUUACCAACACGACUUGGGCUGAGCUGGGGGCAGCCUACGAGCUCGCGAGGCCGGAAUACGAACAGAUCGAGGUGGGUGGGUGAGUGGGAGGGUGGAUGAAGGGAAACGGAUCAGAAAACGAGGAUACUGUACAAGUGUCAGUGCACUUUCGGCCGUGUGUGUGUGUGUGUGUUACAUUGCGUCUAUGCGUGUCUCAUUCAGACAUUGGCCGGUUGUUUCGAGCAAGAGGACAGCGACAUUGACGCCCGCCCCUAUGCAUUCCCCCUCGGCGAAGACGACCCUGAUUUCCGCGGCUCGCACAAGAUCGAGCGACUCAUCUUCAGGGACAGGAACCCCUUCGAAAUCAAGGUGAGUGAGUGAGUGAGUGAUGCAUCCCGGACGACCACACAGUUGGAAGACGCAACACACACCAUCUGUGUGUUAUGCAGGCGUACGCAGACGGUCUUGUGAACAGCACUUUGGACCUGAUCGCGAAGCUGGAGGCCGACGAGUGCACACCACUGAUGAGUUUCGAAGGCAUGGUCGGCCUGGCUGUUGAAGUGCCCGCAAAGAAGAUAUCCGGUAGGUUAGGGGUGGAGUACAGAGACGUGUGACGUGACGACAACCACAUUGCUCACACGUCUGUGGUGUGUUUUGUUGGGGGAUGCAUGGAAUACAGGUGAGGAGGAGGCUGUGUCUGGCCUGUCCGGGUUGAUUUUCGACCACAAUGUCAAAGGCAUCUGGAGCCAGUUCGAGCCAUUCGAAGGCGUCGUGUCGGCAGAGACCUUCGCCGACGCACAGGGGCAUAAGGAGGCUCUCGAGGCCCUCAUGGAGCCGCUCGUCACACCCGAGUAAGACGAACAGACAGAGAGAGAAUGCCACCGACGCGUCUGUCUGUCAUUGUGGUCUGUCUCUUCAUGCAGGUACAAGCCUUACAGCGAGUGGACAAUGGCACAGAAAGUGGAGUUGGUCCAGGAGUUCUACGGUCUCGCUUCGGCCAUUGCCCGGGCGGGCAGCGAGCUGGGCAUCUUCGACGAAAGUCACGAAUUCUACAAUCUGACAGACGAGAUCUUGCCCACAUCCUUGGCGAGUGCCUGAGCGAUGCUGCGCUGCGAUCAAGUGACGGCUGACUGCUCUGGUGAUGGCAUGUGAAUGGAAGGAAUGGAUAUGCAUG